Messenger RNA from Adineta steineri, 939 nucleotides. NCBI's taxonomy places the organism in Eukaryota, Metazoa, Rotifera, Eurotatoria, Adinetida, Adinetidae. The record is from the annotation of a GenBank genome assembly.
AUGUUAAAAGUAGUAGGUUUGAUCGUCACCAUCAUUCUGCUAUUUUAUCUAUUAAAUAUUCAUUCAAAAUCACUAUACAUUUUACAACUAUGGAAGAACAAGACUAUAUUUAAUGAUUCUAAAGAAUGUUAUAUUAUUUUACGUGAACGUAGUGGUCGACUUGGAAAUCGUUUAUUUAUGUUUGCAUCAGCUUAUGGCUUAUCACUGAAAUAUUCAUGUCAAUUAUACAUAGAUCGAAAUAUUAUAGAUGAACUUCAAAAAUCAUUUCAGAUUAAUCUCACAAAUUUAUUAUCAAAAUCACAAUUAAAUAACAUUACUUCAAUUACAAAAAUCUACAAUCAUUGUUCAUUCAUUCCUAAUCUUUUACAUUCAAACAAAAGUUAUUCGAUCGAAUUAUCAGGAUUUUGGCAAGUACAUAAAUAUUUUCUCGAUCAUAUGGGACAAAUAAGAGAGCAACUACGUUUUAAACAAUCAAUUUUAGAUCGAGUGAAGAAUUUUCUCGAAAAAAAUAUCAAUAAAAAUGUUUCCACUUCAAUAGGCAUACAUAUUCGACGAGGCGAUUUUCUACGUGUUCGACGUGUUUCAUCCAACAAAUAUAUAUUCAAUGCAAUGUCGCAUUUCCUAAUAAAAUAUCAUUCAGUUAUAUUUAUUAUAGUAUCCGAUGAUAAAAACUAUUGUCGAAAAACAUUUGGUCAGAAAAAGAAUGUAUUAGUGACACCUGAUUCAUUCAAUGCUGCUGAUGAUUUGGCUACAUUGACUCUAUGUAAACAUACUAUUCUUACUGCAGGAACAUUUGGAUGGUGGGGAGCUUUUCUUUCACAUAAUCGAUUAGGUGAUGCAUUAACUGAUUCAAAAGCGGAUCAUACUCCUCUUGAUGUUAAUUGUCGGCAGGAUGACUAUUUUCCAUCAUGGUUUUUAUUUUUAAACAGUACGAAUUAA